Eremothecium cymbalariae DBVPG#7215 is the source of this 570-nucleotide messenger RNA. It is a transcript of the gene CPR3, whose product is annotated as peptidylprolyl isomerase CPR3. Lineage: Eukaryota; Fungi; Ascomycota; Saccharomycetes; Saccharomycetales; Saccharomycetaceae. Bases 1 to 570 code for a protein of 189 amino acids. Gene Ontology annotation, molecular function: peptidyl-prolyl cis-trans isomerase activity. Gene Ontology annotation, biological process: protein folding; protein peptidyl-prolyl isomerization. The record is from RefSeq and is a predicted model, not a curated record. The transcript has a single exon.
AUGUUUCCAUCAGCUAUGAAGAGGGCUUUAUUUCCUUCUUAUCGUUCAUUCUCCACUUCUGCUUCCCGUUUGGGUACUAAAGUCUUCUUUGAUACCUCUAUUAACGGUUCUAACGUUGGUAGAAUUGAAUUUGAAUUGUAUGAUGAGGUUGUUCCAAAGACGGCGGAGAACUUCAGAGCAUUGUGCACAGGUGAAAAAGGUUGGGGCUAUAAGGGUGUUCCUUUUCACAGAAUUAUCCCGCAAUUUAUGUUACAAGGUGGUGACACUGACUUAACCAACGGUUUUGGCGGUAAGUCCAUCUAUGGUAAUAAAUUUGCCGAUGAAAACUUUGUUAAGAAGCAUGAAAAGGCAGGUUUACUCUCUAUGGCUAAUGCCGGUGCAAAUACGAACGGCUCUCAGUUCUUCAUUACCACUGUUCCUUGUCCUUGGUUAGAUGGUAAGCAUGUCGUGUUUGGAGAAGUUACCAAAGGUAUGGAUAUUGUUGAGACUAUUGAAUCUUAUGGAACAGCUUCCGGUAAACCCAGAGCUAAAAUUGUGAUUGAAGAUGCAGGUGAAAUCAAUGAGGUUUGA